Messenger RNA from Ceratitis capitata (Mediterranean fruit fly), 1428 nucleotides. Its product is annotated as calcium and integrin-binding protein 1. Gene Ontology annotation, molecular function: calcium ion binding. The record is from RefSeq and is a predicted model, not a curated record. The coding region runs from base 351 to 908 and encodes 185 amino acids. Lineage: Eukaryota; Metazoa; Arthropoda; Insecta; Diptera; Tephritidae. The transcript is spliced from 5 exons.
AAUGUAAUUUGAUGUAGUUUUAUUCGAAAAAUUUUCAAAGCGUAACUAUUUGUAUCACCCGUUCUUCUGCUAUGAACAGUUCCCCCAUUCGUAAAUAAAUAAUUAAAAAUAAGGAAUAGAUAUUUUUUUGACAUUCUACAUUCUCUGCAGCAUCUUCAGCAUCUUUCGCAAAUUGUUUGUUUUCUAUUGUUGAGGACAAAAUCUUUAUAUUGUGAAAAAAUUUAAUGAAUUUAAAAAUGAAAUAAUCAGUAUUAUUUAAUAUCGGCGAAGGGUUUGUGGGUGUGUUUACUUGGGCGAAGUUUAAAGUGAAUUGAUUUAUCACAAUUUGACUUGCUUGUUAAAUUAUCCAAAUGGGCCAAACAAAGAGCCAGUUCUCCGAUGAAGAGCUGCAAGAUUAUGAGGACUUAACAUUCUUCUCAAAGAAAGAGAUUCUUCUCGCACAUAAAAAAUUUAAAAGCCUUGCCCCCGAGAAAGUUGGACACAACAAGAAUGCCAAAUUGUCAAUGAGCAAGAUUUUGCAAUAUCCGGAAUUGCGAGUAAACCCUUUUGGUGAUCGGAUAUGCAAAGUGUUUAGCUCAAGUGAAGAUGGUGACAUGACUUUUGAAGACUUCUUGGACAUGAUGAACGUAUUCAGCGAUGCUUGUCCAAAAAAGUUAAAAGCGGAGUAUGCUUUUCGUAUUUGGGAUUUCGAUGGGGAUGAUAUGCUGGGUGUUUCGGAUUUGAAGCAAGUUAUAGAACGUUUAUGCGGCUCCGAAAAUAAGUUAGAUGAUUGUGAUAUGAAAGAAAUCAUACAUUGCAUUUUAGCGGAAGCAGACUUCGAUGAUGAUGGAGCAUUAUCAUUUCCCGAAUUCGAACAUGUCACUGAUAAGUCUAGGGACUUCUUGAACUCUUUUCGCAUAAGACUUUAAAAAGCACAAAAUCAUUGCCAGCAGACGGCGGAUUGAAAAGAAAAAUUAGUUUUUUUAUACCCUAAUAUUCUGUAUAUGUUCCUUUUUGCUAAGUUGUUGUAUUUGAAUCUCAAAUUUAAUUUUAAAUAAUUUGUCUUAUAAUAAUUUAUUCCAGCUCCAUAUAUGGAUCUUAAAAAAGUUACUCGUUACCCGCACUGGAAUGAAAUUAAAUAUUUUUAUUAUUUGCAAUGCACAUUUCAUGUGUAACAUGAGUAUUAAAUAAGACAUUGAAGUAUGAAUGUUUUUUUUUUUUUGUCUUCAAUGAGUUCUAAUUGGCUUGUACGCACAUGCAUAUAUUGAAUGUGGUUUUAAUAUUUUUAAGUUGAAGGUACUGAUGUGAUUUCGGAAAAUCCAAUUGCCACAUGUGCUGUAGUUUAAGAAAACUAUAAUAUUCAAAAGAUGUAUUUAUACACUUCCAACACGCAUUUAUGGUAUUGUAUUGCAAAAAAUUUGAUAAAUAAAGUUUUUCCUUCAAUAAAAA